AUGCCACCCAGAGCUUCAAGCCUCACGAUAACCAAUCCCUUGGUCUUGUACAGAAGUCUUAUAGCUACCAAUCGCAUCCAGCCAGACCCAGCACAGCAUCGCCUCGCCCUCCAUCUCCAAAAGGUUUAUGAGAAUCUCAUAGACUAUGAACCCAGCAUCGAAUAUUCAGACCGCUUAAAGCAAUUGACCCGUGCUGUUAGUGCCAGUCACCCGGACCGCGCGCCAAUUGGCACAAGAGGAAUAUGGACAUCCCUCCUCGCGCAGAAGCAAAAAAACGAUACUCUGGCUCUAACGCGCACACUCACUAGCCAUGAAGCUGCCAUGGCGCUCCAGAGUCCGAAAGGGUUGAUGCUGCACGGCGAAGUUGGAACCGGGAAAUCCAUGCUCAUCGACCUGUUUGCCGACUGUCUGCCCAACCGCAAGAAAAGGAGAUGGCACUUCAACACAUUCAUGCUGGAGACGUUCUCGCGGCUUGAGCAGCUUCGCCUUUCGAGGGCCACGUCACCACUGGACGGCGUUGCCCGAGACGAGUAUAGCUUGUUGUGGCUGGCUCGCGACCUCAUCGAGAAAUCACCCAUUCUCUUUCUUGAUGAGUUCCAGUUGCCUGACCGCGCAGCAGCUAAGAUACUGUCCAAUCUGAUGACAACUUUCUUUCAGCUGGGUGGGGUGCUCAUCGCGUCAAGCAAUCGCAUGCCAGAAGAGUUGGCCAAGGCUGCGGGAAUGGAGUUUGCGAGACCAGUUUCAAGAUUGAGUCGGUUGGGUUGGCGGUUAGGCAUGCCGGGUGUGACUGGAAGAGACGAUGGACCAGGGCAGAAGGGCGAGUUUGCGCAGUUCUUGGAGGUCUUGCGGACGAGAUGUGAGGUCUGGGAGAUGGAGGGCAAGAAAGACUAUCGGCGGGUGGCGGGCAUGGAAGGGUCUUCUGUUCGAUCUACAGCGACUGCCCCCGACAUCUCGACACAGAGCGAUGCGCAAGGACCGAGUCAAGGAAACGCCAUCACCGAUACAGACAAGGUCUCUGCAACGACGGAAUCGGAGGUUACGAUGCCGAAAAAUUAUCUUCUCACGCCCUCUCCCACCGCCACAGAAGAGGAGGUCGCCUCAUACCGCCAAUCCCUAACUACAAUCGCCCACACCGCAACAUCCACACCUGCCUCCCACCUAAUACCAUGGACAUCGUUCGCCCUGCGAGUCUACGGCCGCCCCCUUGUCAUCCCCCUCCAAUACAACGGCGUUGCCCUAUUCACCUUCUCCCAAAUUUGCGGCGCCUCCCUCGGCCCCGCCGACUUCAUCACCCUCGCCUCCACCUACCCCACCAUCAUCAUAACCUCAGUCCCGGUCCUUACUCUCCUCCAGAAAAACGAAGCCCGUCGCUUCAUCACCCUCCUCGACGCCAUGUACGAGGCGCGCUGCCGCCUCGUGCUCACCGCCGCCGCAGCCCCGGACGACAUCUUCUUCCCCACGUCCGCGUCCACCUCGAAACAGGAAACAGUCGACGACGCAGUCCAUCCAGAGACGUACUCGGAGAUCCACCAGGACCUGACCAGCCCGUUCCGGCCCAACGUCUCAUCGUACAAUCCAUCCAGCUCGUUGCCAAUGGACAGCUUGGAAGACGACCCGCCGAACCGGUUCCGCCGCCCGGGAUCGUCGUACACGGACGAGCGCCGCACCAGCAGUGGCAGUGCGUCCCCCGACUUCGCCAAUCUCGGCGGGCUGACGGGCGAGGACGAGCGUUUCGCGGUCAAGCGUGCGGAGAGCCGCAUCUGGGAGAUGUGCUCUGGGGCGUGGUGGGAGCGGGAAGAGCUGUGGCGGCCGCUGCCGAGGGAGGUGAGGCAUUGGGAGAUGGGCAGGGCGGAUGCGGCGUCUAUCGCUGCUGAGGGGAAGGCUGUGAGGGAGGGGGAUGGCGCGCCAAGGGAGUUGUUUCCCCAUGGCGCGAGCCCGUUUCGCACGAGCGAGGAUGUGCCGCCGAAGAUUGGCUGGACGCAUGCUUGGGGGAUGGUGACGUGGGGCAAGAAAGCUGGGGCGUGGGGGAAGGGGGUCGAGGGGCUGGCGGAGCGGAAGAGGGAUGGCGAGGGAGAGGGAGAGGGAGAGGGUAAGCGUUGA
Messenger RNA from Paraphaeosphaeria sporulosa, 2100 nucleotides. RefSeq lists its product as uncharacterized. The coding region runs from base 1 to 2100 and encodes 699 amino acids. Gene Ontology annotation, cellular component: cytoplasm; mitochondrion. NCBI's taxonomy places the organism in Eukaryota, Fungi, Ascomycota, Dothideomycetes, Pleosporales, Didymosphaeriaceae. The transcript is spliced from 2 exons. Gene Ontology annotation, molecular function: ATP hydrolysis activity; ATP binding. The record is from RefSeq and is a predicted model, not a curated record.